This is a messenger RNA of Solanum stenotomum, 725 nucleotides long. RefSeq names its product auxin-responsive protein SAUR36-like. NCBI's taxonomy places the organism in Eukaryota, Viridiplantae, Streptophyta, Magnoliopsida, Solanales, Solanaceae. The coding region runs from base 122 to 568 and encodes 148 amino acids. Gene Ontology annotation, biological process: response to auxin. The record is from RefSeq and is a predicted model, not a curated record. The transcript has a single exon.
CUUCAUUUACAACACUACAAGAAUCUCUCUAUAAUAACAUAACCGAUUAACAAUUCAGAUUUUCAUAGCAAGAACCUAAAUCUUCUUCUUAUUUUUUCGUAAUUCUUGCAAAUUUUGAGUUAUGAAGAAAUUGCUAGUAAGAGUUUUACUUCACCGGAGAAGAAAAGGAAGAUUUUUCAGCAGAGCAAUUUCAAACCUCUGCAAAUUGGGACAUUUUCUGAAACAGAGUACAAAAGGACUCUGUUUUGGGAGACCCAAUUCGGGUUACAUCCGGGUCGGGCAAGAACCGAUUGCUCCAAAGAAGGUGAGUGUACCGAAGGGGCAUUUAGCUGUGUACGUGGGUGAGAAGAAAGAUGACACGUGUAGAAUUAUGGUGCCUGUGAUUUACUUUAAUCAUCCUCUGUUUGCUGAAUUGUUGAAGGAUGCAGAGAUGGUUUAUGGGUAUAAUCAUUCGGGUGGGAUCCAAAUACCGUGUCGGGUAUCCGAAUUUGAGAACGUGAAAUCAAGAAUCGCCGCCACGGGCGGUGGUGGAAACAGCCGUGGAGAGCUGAGGUGGAGGCACAAGUAGUGCUGAACUGUGUACAAAUUCUUGUUAAUCUUCUCGCCCAAAUCUUAAAUGCUUGUAGUUUUUCGGAUAAUAUUAAUAGUCAAAAUCACAUCUAAAUUAUUACUCCUAUCUUUUAACGAAUUUCAUAUUUUAACUACGUGUUAUCACUUUCUUCUUA